AUGGGAACUACACCAACACUCUGGCACGAGGAUGAUCCUCACGACAACGAAAUGCUACAACACGAGAUCAGGAAGUGGUCUCGAAGUAACACUAUGGGAGUCCUUCUAUCGCAACUCGGCUUUAAAGUACACCCGAACUCAGGAAAAGCCAAUCUCCUGGCACAGCAGGUGAUACGCUGGUCCUGGGAGAUCGAGAGCGUACAGACAAGCAGCUCCAGACGAGGACUGACAUAUCACCCCGUGCGCACAGCUUGGUUGUGGAUGGAGGAGUACGGGGCCGAGAUAUGGCCUGAGGAGAUCGAGAAGAGAAAACACCUGGAUCCUUCAAUUGGUUUCGUAUACUUCCGCGACCGAUCUACGCCCAGCGAGGCACACACUGAGAACAGCCUGGAUAUCGAUGACAAUAUUGCCGACUUCUGCUUCAAGAAGGGCACGCUGCAUCCGCAUAACUCGAUGUUUCAGAGUGUAUUGCGGUAUUUUGCUAGCGUGCAUGCUGGUCUCUGGAAAGAUGUCGACUUUACGGUCUGUAGAAAUUGGACCGCUGCAGAGUUGAUGGCAGACUUCCUUGAAUCAGAGCCAUGGAUCCCGUCAGAAGAUCUUCUUCCACUUUACUACGAUGGCAUGCUCUCCGGAUCCGAGGAAGGUUCCGAGAGCUGUGACUGCAGCGCUUGCAGUAGUCCACGAAGGUCAGCAGCAUCGAAGAAGCGUCCCACAAUCUUCGAGUAG
This is a messenger RNA of Aureobasidium namibiae CBS 147.97, 726 nucleotides long. RefSeq lists its product as uncharacterized. Lineage: Eukaryota; Fungi; Ascomycota; Dothideomycetes; Dothideales; Saccotheciaceae. The record is from RefSeq and is a predicted model, not a curated record. The transcript has a single exon. Bases 1 to 726 code for a protein of 241 amino acids.